GCGGAGGACUUGAAGGAACUGGUAAAUAGUGCCAGUGAAGCGCCCGGCGUUGUCGCCAACGAAAUUGCUCAUCCUACCCUGCCGAAACCUAUGCGACUCUCGACUACUGGUGGUGAAGCCUCGAAGCGAAAAAGUUUGCCAACCCAGCCGCCUCCAAGUAGCCUCGGCACUCUCACAUCACCGGACUACCGUUACGCCAAUUCGGCUGAUUCCAUUGAACAGAGGAUUGGGUUUUUCGAUUGA
This is a messenger RNA of Dibothriocephalus latus, 243 nucleotides long. Lineage: Eukaryota; Metazoa; Platyhelminthes; Cestoda; Diphyllobothriidea; Diphyllobothriidae. The record is from the annotation of a GenBank genome assembly.